UCAAUGAUAUCACUCUAAUACUAAUAGUACAGAAAGAACAAUAGGCUUUCAAUUGUCUUACAUUGAUUAACUUUGUUAAUUAUUUCAUAAACCCUAUUUGAUUAGAUUCAUGUCUUCUAAUAUUUUUUUUUAUUUGUCGCUAAUUAUAAUUUUCUUUGAUUUCAAGUUUCUAAAACUCAAAAGUACUUAAACAUGUUAUAAACUUACAAGUUACCAUUUGGGAUAUAAGAAGAAAUUGUACGUAACUCUUUUAUUAUGGUUGAGGAAACCUUAAACAGUUUCUGUGGUUCACCAUUUUGGGAUAAUAAUGUUACAUGGUAUACGGAAUCUCCUAGAUUUACUCAAUGUUUCGAAAAGACUGCUCUUGUUUAUAUACCAUGUAUGUUCCUUUGGAUCUUUGCCGCUGUUGAGAUUUAUCUUAUACAUAGCAGUAAAGCAAAAGACAUCCCCUGGAAUUGGAGAAGCAAAUUAAAAUUGGUAUUUAUUUUUGUGCUGAUUGCUAUAUGUCUAUUUGACAUUAUAUUCAACAUUUUUAAAAUAAAGGUGUUUCUUGCGGAUAUUUUUACUCCCAUAGUUAAAAUAAUUUCCUUGGUACUAUGCUGUAUAUUAGUAACUCUUCAUCGAAAGUUCGGAAAAAGAUCUUCUGGGCUAAUGUUUCUUUUUUGGUUUCUUGUAGUUUUAUUUGGAUUUCCACAGCUCUUCUCAUCAGUUGAAGUACUAUUGAUAGGGCAUCCAUCAAAUAAUGGAGAAAAUGUAAUGAGCUAUUUUUUUAUCGUUUAUUACUUUUUUUCAUUAAGUUUGUUCAUACUUCAAUGGAUUGUGGACCUUCCCCCAGCUUCUACUAGUUAUGCUCCUGUUAAAAAUCCUUGUCCAGAAGAAUCUGCUUCCUUCCCUUCUCGAAUAACAUUUUCUUGGUUUAAUCACUUGCUGUCUAAAGGAUUUAAAAAGACAUUGACUAGCAAUGACUUAUGGUCAAUGGAAUUUCAUAAUACAGCAUUGCAAGUUUUCUCUCUUUUUAAUAAAUAUUGGAAUGCCUUUAUCGUCAAGAAAAAUGGCUUGGUUUUUAAAAACUCUGCAAAAUUUAUGAAGAAUGAGGACAGUGUAAAAAUUGCAGGAAGUGAAACGGUAUACAAACCUUGUUCUAUAGUCCCACCUUUAUGCAAGGCUUUUGGACCUGAAUUUGCUGUUUGUUCCAUUUUCAAAAUUAUACAAAUCUUUUUAUCUUUCGUCAGUCCUCAACUUUUAAAAUAUUUGAUUUUAUUUAUGGAACGUGAUGAACCAAUGUGGCAUGGUUAUUUAUAUGCUACUUUACUGUUGGUUUUUUCCACAUUACAAAUGUUUUUUAUGACUCAGUUUGGGAAAAUUUCUCAAAUUAUCGGCCUCCGUAUCAGAAGUGCUCUCACACUGGCCAUUUAUAGAAAAGCUUUGAAACUAUCUAAUUCUUCAAAGAAAGAAUCGACUGUAGGAGAGAUUGUUAACUUGAUGGCUGUCGACGCUCAGAGAUUUUAUCAACUGAUUAAUUCAUUGAGCAAUCUGUGGUCUUUCCCUGUACAGAUUCUUUUAGCUAUAACCCUACUUUGGCAAAGCUUAGGGCCCUCAGUACUUUCAGGAUUAGCUGUUUUGGUUAUUAUGGUUCCUUUCAAUGGAUAUCUGGUUAGCAAAACAAGAGGGUUUCAAGUCAAGCAGAUGAAGCAUAAAGAUGAAAGGAUUAAAAUAAUGAAUGAAGUUUUUUCUGGAAUGAAGGUGCUGAAAUUGUAUGCUUGGGAGCCAAGCUUUCAGGAAAGAAUCUUAAAAAUAAGAAAAAAAGAAGCUAACCUGCUAAAGAAAACAGCUCGUCUAAAGGCAGUCAUUACAUUUAUGUGGGCAUCUGCACCGUUCUUGGUCUCACUUGUAACAUUUGCAACUUAUGUUCUAAUUGAUGAAAAUAAUAUUUUGGACACAUCAAAAGCAUUUGUUUCUUUGGCUCUCUUCAAUAUCUUAAGGCCUCCUUUGAUCGUCCUUCCUUUGGUUUUUAGUAAUGUUAUGCAAGCAGGUGUAUCGAUAAAAAGGUUGAAUAAAUUUUUGAAUAGUGAAGAAUUAGAUCCAAAUGAGGUGACGCACCAUGAUAAAGAUGGCAAAGACGCAUUAAAAAUUGAGAAUGCUACAUUCUCUUGGGAAUUUAACGGAGAACCAACACUACACCAACUUAACUUGCAAGUGCAACCUGGGGCUUUAGUCGCAGUAGUUGGAGCUGUAGGCUCCGGUAAAUCUUCAUUAAUCUCAGCUUUCUUAGGAGAGAUGCAUAAAGUAUCCGGACAAAUCAGUAUAAAAGGUUCUAUUGCUUACGUACCACAGCAAGCUUGGAUUCAGAAUUGUACCCUCCAAGAUAAUAUAUUGUUUGGGAAGAAUUUGGACGAUGAAAGUUAUAAUAAAAUAAUUGAUGCUUGCGCUCUUAGACAGGAUUUGGCAAUUCUUCCUGGAGGAGAUCAAACUGAAAUAGGUGAAAGGGGUAUCAACUUGAGUGGUGGACAGAAACAGCGGGUGAGCCUUGCUAGAGCUGUUUACUCAGAUUGCGAUAUCUAUUUUCUUGAUGAUCCAUUGAGUGCCGUUGACAGCCAUGUUGGCAAAAGUAUAUUUGAAGAAGUCAUCAGUUCUCGAGGGAUUCUGAUGAAAAAAACUAGGUUGUUCGUCACACACAAUAUUACCUAUUUAUCAGAAACAGACCUGAUUGUAGUUCUGAAGGAUGGUGAGAUAUCAGAAAUCGGAACAUACAACGAACUGCUCGAUAAGAAAGGAGCGUUCAAAGGCUUCAUUACUACUUAUUCCAAUGAUAUAGAUAAUGAUGGUUUACAAGCUAUUGAUAGUGAAUUGAGGGAGCACAUUUCGAACAGUAAUCCAGAGCUUAGUCAGCAAAAAUCAUUUGUUAAUUCGAAUUCAGACUCUUCUACAAGAAUGAGAAAACGACAGGAUCAAAAUGGUGAUUUGAGUUCCUCUGGCCCUGUAGGAGGGAAAAGUAAAAGUGAAAGAUUGGUUAAGGAAGAGAAAUCUGAAGUUGGCAAGGUAAAAUGGAAAGUUUACUCUGAUUACUUGCAAGCUAUCGGUUUAAUGAUGUUUUCUGCUACAAUUAUUUUUACAAUUAUUCGCCAAAGUUUUUCAAUUGGUUCUAACAUCUGGCUUUCUGAGUGGUCAAGUGAUAAGAGCAUUGCAUUUAAUGGCUCUCAGGAUGUUAGUAAGAGGAAUAUGUAUCUGACAGUCUAUGGAUUGUUAGGUUUCGGAGAGACUGUUUCAACUUUUUUUUCUUCAAUAUUUUGGUUUGUUGGAGCUGCUGAUGCUGGUACACUCUUGCAUUAUGCAUUAUUAGUCAAUAUUAUGCAUUGCUCUAUGACGUUCUUCGAAACUACUCCUCAGGGUAGAAUUAUUAGCCGUUUUGCGAAAGACAUCGACAUUAUAGAUAACGUCAUACCUUCAAGUGGAAAACAAUUGCUUGCUUAUAUGUCUGCAGAAAUUGGAACUAUUCUUGUCAUAUCUUAUUCAACUCCAAUCUUUAUAGUUGCCUUUAUUCCAAUCAGCUUUGUGUAUUAUUUCAUUCAGAGAUAUUAUGUUACUACUUCACAACAAUUGAAGAGGCUGGAGUCUGUUUCAAGAUCACCUAUCUAUUCUCACUUUGGUGAAAGCGUUUCAGGUUCAUCAACAAUAAGGGCCUACGGCGUUCAGGAGAGAUUUAUAAAAGUAUCUGAAGAAAAAGUAGAUUACAAUCAAGCCUGUACUUAUCCCAGUAUUAUUGCAAACAGGUGGCUUGCAAUAAGACUUCAAAUGUUAGGUAAUUUGAUAGUCUUCUUCUGCGCACUGUUUUCAGUCAUUGGAAAAGAGUCAUUGAAUCCUGGUAUUGUGGCGCUUUCUGUCACGUAUGCACUUCAGAUUACUCAGUCCUUAAUAAUGUUAACCAAUACAAGUGCAGAAGUCGAAACGAAUAUUGUUGCUGUUGAAAGAAUCAAGGAAUAUGCUGAACUUCCUGGAGAAGCAGCCUGGGAAAUAUCUCCUAGUCCGAUUCAGGAUGACUGGCCAAAGGAAGGAGAAGUUGAAUUUGUAGAUUAUCAGCUGAGGUAUCGACAUGGAUUAGACUUGGUACUUAAUGGAAUCAAUUUGUCUAUCAAAGGUGGCGAAAAGGUUGGGAUAGUUGGUCGUACAGGCGCUGGCAAGUCAUCUGUAACCCUAGGCCUGUUCAGAUUAAUUGAACCAGCUGGAGGAAAAAUAAUCAUUGAUGGCGUUGAUAUUUCAAACGUUGGCCUUCAUUCCUUGAGAUCUCGUCUUACAAUAAUCCCUCAGGAUCCUGUCCUGUUUUCCGGUAGUUUACGAAUAAACAUUGAUCCGUUCGGCCAUCACAGCGAUGAAGAAGUUUGGAAUACCUUAGAGUUAGCUCACUUGAAAUCAUUUGUCAAAGGGCUAACAGCUGGUCUACAUCAUGAAGUUUCUGAAGGGGGUGAAAACAUCAGUGUUGGCCAAAGGCAGUUGAUAUGUCUCUGUCGAGCACUUCUCAGAAAGACAAAGAUUUUGAUCCUCGAUGAAGCUACUGCAGCGAUUGAUCUUGAAACUGAUGACUUCAUUCAAAAAACGAUACGCAAUGUGUUUUCUGACUGCACUGUGCUUACCAUAGCCCACAGGAUAAAAACAAUUCUCGAUUCUGACAGAGUCCUGGUUUUGGGCCAUGGAUCAGUUGUGGAAUUCGACGCACCUUCAGUCUUGCUCAAAGAAAAAUCAUCAGCCUUCUCCAAGAUGGCUCACGAUGCAGGGAUUGCAUAAUUAAUUGCAUUAAUAAUUAUUUCAUAUAAUCUUUCUUGGCUGUGACAAAUUCCAAAGCAUGACAUUUUCACCCAUUUGGAAUAGUAUAGUUUUUAUUUAGUCUCAUUUUGUAGUGAUUCUCCAUCUGAUUAGUUACUUAAUUUCUAUUUUGACUUAUACAUGGAUUAGAGUACUUAAAUCAUUUUUAUAAAUAUGAUUAUUUAAUAAUGUUUUGUUAUUAUAUGAAUUUCAAUAAAAUAUUAUUAAUUUGUCAGUAUUAUUGAUUAUAUAAAAACACAUUGUGAAUCCAAUUUAGUUAAGCAUAUGUUGACUCAUUUCAAAUUCCAGCAUGUAAGUGUUAACUUUGUGGCAUACCUUCUUGACCCAGUUAAAAUACUU
Molecule: messenger RNA, 5157 nt
Organism: Nezara viridula (southern green stink bug)
Lineage: Eukaryota; Metazoa; Arthropoda; Insecta; Hemiptera; Pentatomidae
Source: the annotation of a GenBank genome assembly